Messenger RNA from Gamsiella multidivaricata, 1903 nucleotides. RefSeq lists its product as uncharacterized. The record is from RefSeq and is a predicted model, not a curated record. Bases 160 to 1872 code for a protein of 570 amino acids. Gene Ontology annotation, molecular function: protein binding. NCBI's taxonomy places the organism in Eukaryota, Fungi, Mortierellomycota, Mortierellomycetes, Mortierellales, Mortierellaceae. The transcript has a single exon.
CAGCAUACUUUCUUUACUCUCCACUCCCUACUCUGCUCUUACCAUUUCCUGUACGCCUGUUAUUUCUUGGUUUUCCUCCAUCCCUUUUUUAUCUUUUCCCUCUACUUUUCUUAUCUUUUCAUCUCGUGUUGAGUUUCUCAUUUAAAGACAACCAGGACGAUGCCAGCACACUCCUCUACACAGGCGAUCUGCACCCGAAUUCUAAUUCGUACUCGAUCAAGGACAGCGCUUGCAAGGCGCCACCAGUCGACCUUCAGUUUCUUUUCUCGCAACAGAGAUACAACACCCUUGCCUGGCAUUCCGACCCCUUCGAACACAGCUAUCGAAACGAAAGGAACCAGCACUACGGUAUCGUCAGCAGCUUCCUCCGCCCACUCCAAUGAUCUCAAGACCUCGCCUUCGUUUGCGAACGCCGCUCCACUCUUGGCCGCGAUCCAGAAUAAGGACCAAGAUACAGCAUGGAUGGUUUAUUCUGUGCUCAGCCGUGCGGGUCAAUUGUCGUCUUUGCUUCCAAUACACCACUCUCUUUUCCUCCGCAGCAUUCGACCCGACAACCCCAACCGCUAUGGAUUCCAGGAGAUUGCCAAACUGACGGAGCGGUUUGAACAGGUCUGGGCAGGGAUGCGAGAAUGCCAUAUCCAACCAAACAUGAACGAUUACACCGCCAGACUCGAGUUUUCUGUCGCGACACGACAGUAUCAGAUGGUGGAUUUGACCUGGACGGAGAUGCGGGAGAAGGCAGGAUCGUCGUUGGUCAUGGAUAGGGGACGAGCAACUGCUGCUGUUGGCACUCAUGGGCCGUCGGUUCAGCCGACGCUGCAUACCUACAAUUUGAUCCUGCAGUCGUGUGUGCCACGGAAGAAUAUUGGAUUGGCCAUGGAGACGAUUACGCUGAUGAGGCGUGCGGGGAUCAAGCCCGACAACAUGAGCUGGGAUUAUGUGCUGCAGAUCCAUACGAAGAUGAAGAACUGGGGGGCAGUCGAGUCGACUUUCCGAUCGGCGUUCAUAACACCGGCGGUUGGCAGCUCAGGAGGUCAGCUGCAGCAGUAUAUUCAACAAAACGGAUCAGCUUCUUCGUCGUCAGAGUGGAUGACGAUCCCAUUGGGUCAACGCGCGAAGUCAUUACAUGGAGGCGUACUUUCUUUAAACAACAAUCAUGGCAACAACAGCAACAGGGAAAAAUUAGUACCGACGCUGCAGAAUGUCCACACGCUAUUUUCGUUUUACGCAUAUACCCAGGACCUCGAGGAUUUGCGGCACAUGUUUGACAGCCAUGUGCGAUUGUUUGGACUGGUGCCGACGACGAGGUCCUACAAUGAGAUGAUCAAGUUUGCGUUCUUGGCACGACGGGAUAGUGAUGGGCUGGAAUUGUUCAAGGAACUGGCGCAGAUUGGUCAGAAUCUGGACAAGAUGCAGCACAGCAACAGCAGCAGCAAUGAGGAUGGACAGCAACAGACUAGAGGUCAUGCGGACCCAGCACAGGCGUCAUUGCCGGUUAUGCAGGUUUGUGGACCGGAUUUCGACACGUUCCAGAUUUUGAUCAAGAAUGAGCUGAUCGAUGCUAGGAACCGAUGGGGCCGCGCAUGGAAAUGGAUCCAGGUAAUGCAGGAGGCGUAUGGACUUGAGCCGAGUGAUAAGAUGUUCAAGAGGACACUUGCGGCAAUGAAACGGCGUCAAGGCUCGCCUCGCUGUGCCGAUGAGGCUACGGUGCAGGCGCUGCAAGCCAAUUGGGACCAGGUUCGCGCUCGUCGUGAGAGCAAAGCCGUUAUCAACGGUGGUGAUGGUGGUGGUGGUGGUGGCGGCGCAGGAGGUUUUAGCGAGGCUGCAGAGGAGGAUGACCAGGAGCUGGCGCAAGUAACCAGCAGCUCGUAGAUUAAAAUAAAACAAAAUAAAAUAAUAGAUG